Messenger RNA from Adineta steineri, 801 nucleotides. The record is from the annotation of a GenBank genome assembly. NCBI's taxonomy places the organism in Eukaryota, Metazoa, Rotifera, Eurotatoria, Adinetida, Adinetidae.
AUGCUUUCAGCAAUAUUUACUCAUGGUUACAAUAUAACAAUUCAAAAUAAUAAUGUUGUUUUAUGUAAGAUUUAUAUUUAUGUUACUUUUAUUUUUGCAACCGGUUCACCUUCUAUUCUUAUUCUUGCAUCAAUUGAUCGUUUAUUAAUUUCUUCACAAAACGUUGAUACACGUUUAUAUAGUUCAAAACGUUUGGCUUAUUUCAUGAUCAGUAUAUGUACAUGUUUUUGGAUUCUUUUUAAUAUUCAUUUACUUAUUAAAGUUAAUAUUUAUCAAUUUAGUCCUUCAUUUUAUCUUUGUUCUUAUGAACCUACAAACUUAUACCUGGAUUUUGUUUAUUUCUUUUUAUCGAGUAUUCAUACUCUUUAUGUUAUAGUUCUACUUAUUUUAUCAAUAUUUUCAUUUAAAAAUGUUCAUCAUAUUCGAUUAAUUCCACGUCAACAACAAAAAGAACUUCGAACAAUGACAAAAAGAGAUUUUCAAUUACUACGUUGUUUAUUUGCUGAAGGAAUUGUUUUUAUGAUCUUCGCUUUGUUAAUUAAUGGUUAUUAUUUCUAUGCAGCAAUUACAAGAGAACAAAUUCGAACACCAUUACAAACAGCAGUUGAAACUUUUGUUGGAAAUGUUUUUAGUUUCCUUUAUAAUAUUCCUUAUUGUGCCAAUUUCUUUGUAUUUAUAAGCUUAUCAAAAGCUUUUCGACAAGAUUUCAAAAGAUUAGUUUACAAGAUUUGUGGAAAAAAUAUAAUGGCAAUGCGAGCAGAAAACAAUCAAAUUAAUCUUGCUGCUAUGAAUCAAACCUAA